Molecule: messenger RNA, 1170 nt
Organism: Mytilus trossulus (common blue mussel)
Lineage: Eukaryota; Metazoa; Mollusca; Bivalvia; Mytilida; Mytilidae
Product: trophoblast glycoprotein-like
Exons: 1
Coding region: 1-1170 (389 amino acids)
Cellular component (GO): membrane
Molecular function (GO): protein binding
Source: RefSeq, a predicted model, not a curated record
AUGAAAGCAAGUGUUAUUGUCGUUAUUUUAUGUCUUAUUGUACAGCAAACAAAUUGCGAGAAAUGUCACCAAAAAUGCAUUUGUAACCCAAAAAUUCUCACUUGUAAAGGUUUUAAUCAAGAUGAUAUUGAGAGUGAUGAAUUUGCAAACUCUAUUACAACUGAACUUGAAAAAAUUCAUAUAACAGAUGGAGACAUUCCCGAAUUGCCAAGAAAUCUUGUUGGAUCAUGUGCUGACGAUUCUAGUUAUCAUCUGGAUGCUUUGAAAAAGUUAGAUUUACAAAACAAUGGGAUAAAGAAAAUAAAUGGACAAACACUCCACUGUAUGAAAAAUUUGGAAGAAUUGAACCUUGCAAAUAAUCAGUGGAAUGUUUCUACAGUGCACACAAGGACAUUUACAAAUGUCCAAAAUUUGAAAAAGUUGAAUUUAAGUGAUGCUUUGCAUGACGAGAUUGACAGUCAAGUUCAUAUCAAACAUCUUCGGCUUGUGUUCUUGGAAAGUCCAUUUACCAAACUUGAAGUAUUAGCACUUGACAACAAUAAAUUAUCGGUUUAUGAUGCAGAUACUGCUAAUACAAUGUGUACAUUUACAUCGCUGAAGAGAUUAAAUCUUGCUCACAACAUAAUUCCGAGCUUGACCUUUUAUCAUAAAAGAUGUUUGACACAUCUGGAAUACCUUGAUUUAUCUUAUAAUAGUAUAAGUACAUUCGAAGCAUAUUCUAAUCAUAAUGGGCUUCUUUUUUCACUAGAUCAAAUUCAGAAAGCAUCAAAUCUUUCUGUCAAUUUCUUUGGAAAUGAAUUUGACUGUAAUUGCCAGAUGCAAGAUUUCCAUGACUGGCUAAAGAGAACAGAAGUCCAUGUUUUUAAGAAAAACAGCCUGAUAUGUCAUGACGGUUUGCACUUUAACAGAUCCAUAGUAUCAGUGCCGUCAGCUGAAUUUGCGUGUUUGUCUGGGGACAGCGGUAACAGAUCUACUAGUAAUGCAGCUGUUGGCGUUUUGGUCACAAUGUUCGUCUUGCUUGCUAUAUUCCUGAGUGUAAUUGCUUACAUCAAGAGAGAUACAAUUAAACAUUUUGUAACCUCAUUGAAGAGACCAUCUAUGGCCAAGAGCCAUUUGUUAGGUAAUUAUUCAUCAGUGAAUAAUGAAAAUGCAACAGACAUGGAAGUUUAA